Indicator indicator is the source of this 1182-nucleotide messenger RNA. It is a transcript of the gene GDAP1L1, whose product is annotated as ganglioside induced differentiation associated protein 1 like 1. The record is from RefSeq and is a predicted model, not a curated record. The transcript has 6 exons. Lineage: Eukaryota; Metazoa; Chordata; Aves; Piciformes; Indicatoridae. Bases 1 to 1182 code for a protein of 393 amino acids.
AUGGCGACUCCCAACAACGUUACUCCCACCAACUGCAGCUGGUGGCCCAUCUCGGCGCUGGAGAGCGAAGCGGGGAAAUCCACGGAAGGGGAGGAAAACCAGGACCCGACAGACCCCGCUCUCAAAUCCCAGGACAGACUGGUUUUGUACCACUGGACCCAGUCUUUCAGCUCGCAAAAGGUGCGGUUGGUCAUCGCAGAGAAGGGGCUGCCCUGCGAGGAGCGGGAUGUCAGCUUGCCCCUGAUGGAGCACAAGGAGCCCUGGUUCAUGCGGCUCAACCUGGGGGAGGAGGUGCCUGUCAUCAUCCACAAGGACAACAUCAUCAGUGAUUACAACCAGAUCAUUGACUACAUGGAGAAGAACUUCACAGGAGGUAAGGAGGGUGGGGGUGGGAUACACCUCCGGGCAAACUCAGGUUUAAUCCAGGCACCCUUUUCCUUUGGCCCGGCAGAGAACGUGCCCCAGCUGAUCCCCGAGCCGGGCAGCCUGCUGCACUCGCGGGUGCUGCAGUACCGGGAGCUGCUGGACUCGCUGCCCAUGGACGCCUACACCCACGGCUGCAUCCUGCACCCCGAACUCACCACCGACUCCAUGAUCCCCAAGUACGCCACCGCCGAGAUCCGCAGACAUUUAGCUAAUGCCAGCACAGAUCUCAUGAAGCUGGACCACGAAGAAGAGCCACAGCUAUCAGAGCCCUACCUCUCCAAGCAGAAGAAGCUCAUGGCCAAGAUCCUGGAGCACGACAAUGUGAACUACUUGAAGAAGAUCCUUGGUGAGCUGGGGAUGGUGCUAGACCAGAUCGAGGCGGAGCUGGAGAAGAGGAAACUGGAGUACCAAGGGCAGAAGUGUGAGCUUUGGCUCUGCGGCUGCGUCUUUACCUUGGCCGACAUCCUGCUGGGAGCCACCCUGCACCGCCUCAAGUUUCUGGGACUCUCUAAGAAAUACUGGGAGGAUGGCAGCAGACCCAACCUGCAGUCCUUCUUUGACAGGAUACAGAAACGCUUCGCCUUCAGGAAAGUUCUGGGGGACAUCCACACCACGCUGCUCUCCGCCGUGGUGCCCAACGCCUUCCGGCUGGUCAAGCGGAAACCUCCCUCCUUCCUCGGAGCCUCCUUCCUGAUGGGAUCUCUGGGGGGAAUGGGAUAUUUUGCUUAUUGGUACUUAAAGAAAAAAUACAUCUAG